Rhineura floridana is the source of this 1755-nucleotide messenger RNA. It is a transcript of the gene MUL1, whose product is annotated as mitochondrial E3 ubiquitin protein ligase 1. The coding region runs from base 137 to 1156 and encodes 339 amino acids. NCBI's taxonomy places the organism in Eukaryota, Metazoa, Chordata, Lepidosauria, Squamata, Rhineuridae. Gene Ontology annotation, molecular function: ubiquitin-protein transferase activity. Gene Ontology annotation, cellular component: mitochondrion. The record is from RefSeq and is a predicted model, not a curated record. The transcript has 5 exons. Gene Ontology annotation, biological process: protein ubiquitination; organelle organization.
GCUGUUUGUGGGGCUUUCUCCUUCCCAGCAGCCGGAUGUGUCGUUAUGGGUACGGAGGGGGAAACUCUUAGGGGAACUUUUCUUGCCGUAGGGACUCUGCGAUGUCGGGCACAUACACCAGAGUUAGACUGUAAGAAUGGAUGCUGCCGGGUGCCCUUCAACGGGCCAAGUUAUUCUCUUAGCGACCAGUUCAGCUGUCACUGCAAUUCUGUAUACCAUUUACAGGCAAAAGUCAAAAAUUGUUCACAGCCUAAAGGGAGCCAAAAAAGUCACCUUGGACCAGGACUUGAAGACUAUCCUUAUGGAAGCACCGGGGAAGUGUGUUCCCUAUGCAGUGAUAGAAGGUGUUGUACGGUCGAUUAAGGAAACCCUCAACAGCCAGUUUGUGGAAAACUGCAAGGGAGUGGUUCAGAGGCUAACAUUGCAGGAGCACAAGAUGGUGUGGAACCGAACUACCCACCUCUGGAAUGACUAUGAAAAGAUCCUUCACCAGAGAACCAACAUGACGGCCUUUGAGUUGGUGCCCCAGGAAGGAGGCGCUGAUGUUGCCGUGAGGGUGUUGAAACCCUUGGAUGCUGCCGAGCUCAGCUUGGAGACGGUGUAUGAGAAGUUCCACCCUUCUGUCCAGUCCUUCACAGAUGCAAUUGGCCACUACCUCAGUGGGGAGCGCCCCAAAGGCAUCCAGGAGACGGAAGAGAUGCUGAAGGUGGGGGCGGUGCUUACUGGGGUGGGGGAGCUGGUCCUUGACAACAGCACCAUCACACUACAGCCUCCCAAGCAGGGCAUGCGCUAUUACUUAAGCAGCCAGGAUUUUGACUCCUUGCUCCAGAAACAAGAAUCGAGUGUUCGGCUCUGGAAGGUCCUGACCCUCCUUUUUGGCUUUGCCACGUGUGCCGUCCUCUUCUUUGUCCUGCACAAGCAGUACCGCCAUCACCGGGCAAAGCAGCGCCUGCGUCGGAUACAGGAAACUAUUGCAGCAGGCGGGGAUGCAGUGAACGUGUGCGUCAUCUGCUUGAGCAACAGCCGCUCGUGUGUCUUUCUCGAGUGCGGCCACGUCUGCUCCUGUGACAAGUGCUACCAAGCACUUCCGCAGCCCUGCCACUGUCCCAUUUGUAGGCAAGAGAUCACAAGAGUUGUGCCUUUAUACAACAGCUGAAUUAGCACCAGCGUUCCUUUUGGUUGCCUCUGCUAAUUGCUUUGCUAUCGUUGAGGAACGUUCGUCUAGGUAUCGAUGCGGCACAGAGGAGCUCAGGGUGUGGAUUUGGUGGCUGGAGCCCUUUGCACAAAGGCAGACGGAGCCAAGCCACGUUGCUGAAAGUUGCCAAUGAACAUCUGGAGUUUUUAAGGAUUGCUGUGAGUUUUGGACAGGAUUGCUCAGCACUGCUUUGGUGGAUAUUUUGCCAAAAUAAAGGUUCUUCUCCGUGGAGAAUUCACAUGUAAACAAUGAUGCGUGUGUCUAACUCAGCCUUCCCUAACAUGUCCCCUCCAUAUGUUUCGGACUACAGCUCUCAUCACCCCAUCGUGGCUGGAGUUGUGGUCCAAAACACGUGGAGGGCACCAGAUGACAGGUAGCUGCUUUAACUAAUCUCGUAUUUUUCUUUUUCUUGUAUGAGAACUGACGGGAUCAUGUUUCUAGACUGCUAUGUUUCUUUUGAGUUACUUUGCACCAGUGUGCUCUGUCCUUAAAGCAUUUCACAGUCCCAAAUUCAAAAGAAACUCCGAAUUCAGUGCCCAAAAUAAAUUAAGCUUGCCCUG